Musca vetustissima is the source of this 1281-nucleotide messenger RNA. RefSeq lists its product as uncharacterized. NCBI's taxonomy places the organism in Eukaryota, Metazoa, Arthropoda, Insecta, Diptera, Muscidae. The transcript has 4 exons. Gene Ontology annotation, biological process: apoptotic DNA fragmentation. Bases 1 to 1281 code for a protein of 426 amino acids. Gene Ontology annotation, molecular function: RNA endonuclease activity; metal ion binding; single-stranded DNA endonuclease activity. Gene Ontology annotation, cellular component: nucleus; mitochondrial inner membrane. The record is from RefSeq and is a predicted model, not a curated record.
AUGGAAAAUGGAAAACAACAACAGCGAGAAACCACCAACCAGUCACCUAACCGUCACAUUGGCUUAGAUUGGUGGUUUGUUUUACUUCAAGAAAAAAACCAAAAACAACAAAUCAAGUCUGAAACACCACCACCGCCGCCACAAAACCAAAAUCAACAACCAGCCAAGAAGCGAAACAUUCCCGCACAAUACUCCAAAAAGCCUAUGGGCCAAGUCCCACCACUUCUCUCUUCAUGCUAUCUCAACAAUAUUCGUAAUGAUUGGCAUGUUAUUAUCGAAUUCAAGGAUGAAGAAUUGAAAUUGUUGCGUCAACAGCCCAUAGCAAAUGGUUCCAUACUCUAUAUGGUCUGUAAUAUGGAUGAUAUUGUGGAAAUGAAAUGCGAAAAUGGUCAAUUAAUAUCCGACACACAGUUGACGCACUGCUCGUAUCGUUUACAACCGCAGCUAAAGGCCGACGAGGAUAAGGCUCUGUGUCGGUAUCAAUUAUAUCGUGUUGGUUAUAACAUACACUGUCGUGACCAGGAUUAUUUUUUCACCACCUAUUCGGUGUGUUUUGAUCAUCGUCAAAUGAGAUCCGUUUUUACCAUAAGUGAAGCCUAUCCAUUUGUUCAAGGGCGACCAUUUGGCAUGCAAUUCGAUCCUGAUGAAAUUUUCACCAUGAACAUCUUCUCAGCCUACAAUAAACGUAGUAUUUAUGCAAAAUUUCAAAGUCGUUUGGGUUUCCAGCAAUCGUUUAUGUCUUCCAAUGAACAGAAUCGGCGAUUUGAUCGUGGUCACCUGACGGCGGCUGGGGAUUUUAUGACCAAUACCCUGAUUGCAUCCACAUUUAAAAUGAUAAAUGUCAUACCACAAUUCCAUGCCAUUAACGAUGGCAAUUGGCGUCUGAUGGAAGAAUGGGCCCGCAAUCCUGCCAACACACCGUCCAAAGUUUGUAGUGGUGCCUUUGACUAUGUCCUAACACUGCCUAAUGACGCUGGCAAUGAAAUACCCAUUUAUUUUGGUAAUAAUGAUUUAAUACCGGUGCCUUUGUGGACAUUUAAAGUUGUUCUCGAUCGUAACGGUGUUCGGACGGUAUUCGUUCAGUAUAAUAAUAUUCAUGAUCAACGUGUACCGCCACAAUUACCGGGGAAUAUUUGCAAAACGGUAUCGUGUCCAACGAGCCUGUAUUUGACGCCUUCUAAUUAUCUUGGUUACACGUAUUGUUGUGAUCAAGAUGAUUUUAUGAAUAGAAUUGCUCAUGUCUCCGGCGUUUUAAACGUAAGUACAUUUGUACGUAUUUAA